AUGGACAACUCCAGUCGGUUCGUUGGCGACGUCCAAAGAGCUGGUUUGAUAGAUUUCCCCUUGCUGGACACUUUGAAGCGGGUUUUGGAUGGAGCCGCGGCUGGAUCAGGAGGAGCCGGUGGUGCCAUUCUUCUUGAAGGCAGCACAUUGAGGACAGCCGCUGGAGCUGGACUGGACUUGAUGGCCGCUCCGCCGACGGAAUCCCCCAACCUGAUGCCCGCCUUCUGGGAUUCCCCGCUCAGUCACGGAAUCAAUGUGAUCGUGGGACUCGUCCUUUGCUUCACUAUGCUGGGAUUGGGCUGCACGGUGGAUGUGAGCCAGCUCGGUGAACACAUCCGCCGACCCAUCGGGGUGCUGCUGGCCCUGGUGUGUCAGUUUGUGAUCAUGCCCUUGGUGGCCUUCCUGCUGGCUCUUGCCUUCUCUCUGGAUGAUGUGGCAGCGAUGGCUGUUCUCCUCUGCGGCUGCUGUCCGGGAGGAAACCUGUCCAACAUCAUGUCCCUGCUGGUGCACGGGGAGAUGAACCUGAGCAUCAUCAUGACCAUCUCCUCCACGCUGCUGGCGCUGGUGCUGAUGCCGCUGUGCCUGUGGAUCUACAGCCGGGCCUGGAUCAACACACCUGUGGUGAACCUCAUGCCCUUCGGGGCCAUCAUCCUGACCCUGUGCAGCACGCUCAUCCCCAUCGGGCUGGGAGUCAUGCUGAGGUACCGUUACACGCGUGUGGCCGACGUUGUUUUAAAGGCCUCCCUGUGGUCCCUGCUCGUCACCCUCAUCAUGCUCUUCAUCCUGACUGGAGCCAUGCUGGGGCCGGACCUGCUCUCCACCAUCCCUCCGUCCGUCUACGUGGUGGCUAUCCUGAUGCCUAUGUGUGGCUACGCCGCAGGUUACGGCCUGGCCAAGCUCUUCUCCCUGCCGCCCAGCAGCUGCAGGUCCGUCUCCAUGGAGACCGGCUGCCAGAACGUGCAGCUGUGCACGGCCAUCCUGAAGCUGGCCUUCCCCCCCCAGCUGAUGGGAGGGAUGUACAUGUUCCCUCUGCUGUACGCCUUGUUCCAAGCUGCUGAGGCCGGCAUCUUCAUCCUAGCCUACAGGAUGUACAGGAAGGAGGUCCUGCACAAGCCCGACCCCACGGCCGACGGGGGGGAUAUAACGUACCAGAGGUUUGAGGAUGACGAGGACUUUGACUCGUCUUAUGGUGCAGUGACAGUGAGUGACCCCAACACCAUCAUGUUGGACCCCUGUCCUCCUCAUCCAACCCCUGUUUAA
This is a messenger RNA of Limanda limanda (common dab), 1260 nucleotides long. It is a transcript of the gene slc10a4, whose product is annotated as solute carrier family 10 member 4. The coding region runs from base 1 to 1260 and encodes 419 amino acids. Gene Ontology annotation, cellular component: membrane. Gene Ontology annotation, biological process: bile acid and bile salt transport. The record is from RefSeq and is a predicted model, not a curated record. The transcript is spliced from 3 exons. Gene Ontology annotation, molecular function: bile acid:sodium symporter activity. NCBI's taxonomy places the organism in Eukaryota, Metazoa, Chordata, Actinopteri, Pleuronectiformes, Pleuronectidae.